AUGGUUUCCGCCAGCGUCCAGGGUGAAACGAUCUAUCGCCGCGUCCUGUUGAAGGUCAGCGGCGAAUCUUUACAGGGAUCGGGUCCAGAUGCCAUUGAUCCCGAAGCCGUCUCUUAUAUCGCAGAUCAAAUCAUCGAUGCCCACUCCAGGGGCGUGGAAGUGGCGGCUGUGGUUGGUGGCGGCAACAUCUGGCGUGGCUCUGCCGCCGAGCGGAGAGGAAUGGAACGGUCCACCGCGGACUACGCCGGUAUGGUGGCGACCAUCAUCAACGGGCUGGCGUUGCAGGACGCCCUGGAGCGACGGGGGAUCAUCACGAGGACUCAAUCAGCAUUGCCGAUACAGGCAGUUGCCGAGCCAUAUAUUCGCCGUAGGGCCAUCCGCCACCUGGAAAAAGGGCGGGUUGUGCUGUUUUGCGCCGGAUCCGGCAAUCCCUACAUGUCCACCGACACGGCUUCCGCUCUGCGGGCGCUUGAAGUUGGAGCGGAGGUGUUGCUGAUGGCGAAAAACGGCGUCGACGGGGUCUACGACUCUGAUCCCAAGACCAAUCCCGAGGCAGUGCGGUUCGGCAACCUGGAGUACCUGGAUGCGGUCAAUCGCCGGCUGGAGGUGAUGGACUCCACGGCGAUGACGCUUUGCAUGGACAACGAGAUGCCGAUCAUAGUCUUUGAUAUAUUCGAGCGGGGCGCGAUGGGUCGCAUUCUGCGAGGAGAUGUGGUGGGAACGACCAUCGACGACGGCUCCCGGCGCAACGGAUCGUAA
Messenger RNA from Geodia barretti, 759 nucleotides. NCBI's taxonomy places the organism in Eukaryota, Metazoa, Porifera, Demospongiae, Tetractinellida, Geodiidae. The record is from the annotation of a GenBank genome assembly.